Mangifera indica (mango) is the source of this 648-nucleotide messenger RNA. RefSeq names its product putative germin-like protein 2-1. The coding region runs from base 1 to 648 and encodes 215 amino acids. NCBI's taxonomy places the organism in Eukaryota, Viridiplantae, Streptophyta, Magnoliopsida, Sapindales, Anacardiaceae. Gene Ontology annotation, molecular function: manganese ion binding. The transcript has 2 exons. The record is from RefSeq and is a predicted model, not a curated record. Gene Ontology annotation, cellular component: cell wall.
AUGGCAGCCAGAAUUCUUCUGUUAUUACUCAUUUCUUUUUCUUUUUCUGUUGCAUUUGGAGGGGAUCCUAGCCCUCUUCAGGAUUUCUGCGUCGCAGACCUCGACAGCCCAGUCUUGGAAAAUGGCUUUAUUUGUAAGGAUCCAAAGCUGGUUAAAGCAGAAGACUUCUAUAUCAGUGGGCUGAACUUGAGAGGAAACACAUCAAAUCCUUUUGGCUCCUACGCCAACAGGAUCACAGUAAAGCAACUUCCAGGCCUCAACACUCUGGGCAUCUCAGUGGCUCGGGCAGAUUUUGCUCCAUUGGGAAUCAACCCUCCCCAUUAUCAUCCCAGGGCCAGUGAAAUUUUAACCGUCCUGGAAGGCACCCUGCUUGCAGGAUUUGUAACUUCCAAUCCUGAAAAUCGCCUGAUUACCAAAGUGCUUAACAAGGGCGAUGCUUUUGUUUUCCCGGCUGGCCUCGUUCACUUCCAGAAAAAUAUUGGACCUGGGUAUGCGUAUUCCAUUUCAGGACUCAGCAGCCAAAAUCCUGGAGUUGUUACAAUUGCGAAUGCGGUGUUUGGUUCAAAUCCUCAUAUUUCAAGUCAUAUUCUCGCCAAGGCUUUCCAGAUCGAUCAGAAAGUUAUUAAUCAAAUCCAGGAAGAGUUCUAG